Esox lucius (northern pike) is the source of this 5137-nucleotide messenger RNA. It is a transcript of the gene vgll3, whose product is annotated as vestigial-like family member 3. Bases 3131 to 4243 code for a protein of 370 amino acids. The record is from RefSeq and is a predicted model, not a curated record. Gene Ontology annotation, cellular component: nucleus. The transcript is spliced from 5 exons. Gene Ontology annotation, biological process: regulation of transcription by RNA polymerase II. Lineage: Eukaryota; Metazoa; Chordata; Actinopteri; Esociformes; Esocidae.
UCUCUCUCUCUCUCUCUCUGGUGGUUUUGCCUGAGGCAAACAGACGUUUCAUGUUAACAUGCUCCUAAAACCAACUACACAGUCACACAGACAGACAGCAGAGAGAGAUGUCAUGUGUGAAAUUAGAUCCCGGUAUAACCAUUGGGAAUCAAUGAGAAUCAUCGCUACAAAAUAAAAAUACAAAAUCAUCCUACAAACAGACUCAGUCUAGUCCAAUAUACAACACGUAAUAAACCGUGUUUUGCCUCCACUGAUGCAGAUGUGAUUAAUGACGACAUAGUAAGAACAUAGCCUUUAAUCUAUUCAUUUUUCUUCAAUUAUUAAACUUAAAUCUGCAGAAUCAUUCCCAAAGAAAUCCUUACCAUUCAUUUCAAAAUAAAUGUACAAUAAGAGGAAUAAUUCACAUUGCUCCAGAGUUAUUCUCAUUCAAGGUGAAUUCAGAUAUGAGUAAAUUAGCAUUUAAUUGCCAUGAUCAUCCGGUCUUGGGCUUAAGCCUGGUGUAAUGGGUGUCAUAUAUGUGACAGGUAACAAGGCAGAGUUAUGGCGCUAUGCUAACACAUAUUGAGAGGCAGCGACAGGCCCAGGACUCAGAGUGGUACCUGGGGAUUUAAACUGCCUACAUCCUUUGGUGAUGGAUGAAUGCUCUCAAGUACACAGGGACAGUUAGUGGGAGGAUGUUGGGAGAGAGAGAGAGACCGGGACGGAAAAAAAGAGAGGGUCAUGGGGGUAACAUAUCAAGUGAGGGACUAUACUUCUUCAGCCUGUGGGAGGCAUAGGAGAGGGGUGUGUUCCUGUAAUGCACAGGCAAGAAGGGAAUGGGGUGAUUAUGAGAGAGGAUCUCCCCUGGGGGGUAAACUCUUCUCUGGCAGCUUGGAGCAGAUCACACGCACAAACAAACACACGGACACACGGACACACAGGCCAGCACCUUUCCACCAGCAAAUUGAAGAUAACUGACAUUGUGAAUGUGAAUGAGCCGAAUAAUCCAUGAACACCACAGAGUAACGGUGGUAAAUGUGAACUAGGUCAGAUUGGGAUGUUCCGCUGUUGUUUAAACCUGCUCUCUGCUGACAUAUCACCGGGGAGCCAGUGUACGAUCGGGAAACAGUUGUUGUUCCAGUCAAUCCCUAACUGCUAUCCACAGGUACGUUUAGCCUGAGGACGGCAAUCUGGACCGGGCACGGUAUGGGACAUCUGGAACAUUAGGCCCUUCUAAGGCCCACCCCUACCCACCAUCCUCUCAUGUCACACCUCACUCCUGACGCUCCCUUUCUCAGACACGUUUCUGUCUCUCGUGCCACUGACGCCCGCCCCGGAGCCGGGCACAGCCAGCCGUAUAUCUGGGGAGGCGGGCCGCCGAAUAUUAUCAGCAAGGGGAAUUAGACUCAUUAACGAGGGAAAGGCAGAGAGGACCUGCAGCCAGAGGCACCCCCCCUCCCCUGACUCCACCUCCCCCCUUUUCCAGUAGUCACACAGAAAUACACCAAAUAUACAGAUGUGCAGACAUAUGCUCAGAAUGAGCCCCCACCAGUACAUUCAGGUAGCUGAUUAUGGUAUGUCAGUCACAGUCGUGUGCUAUAAAACCGCGGUAACAGCCCAAGGUGCUGGCACAGCAGAUACUGUCUGUCUAAAUGUAAUCACGUUGAUCCCUUCACAACUCACUUCAGGAAGCCUCCUGUUCACUCUCUCCCGCCAUUUCAGUCCCACAAAACAAUGUACAUCUAAUCUACAUUGUAGCCAGUCUUUCUAUUUCUAUUGUUUGAUGCCAGGUGAGGGAAGAGAAAACCGAGCGGCUCGUAAUUAGAUGAUUUGGGCUAAUUAGGGGAUUAUCUACAGAUCUGGUAUGUUGGGAAUAGAAGCACAGCAAGAGAAACAAUUAGUCUGUAAAGCAAGAUAGAUGUAUUUAUAAUGAGAAAUGUAAAAUCCUACAUCCAUCCAUUUGUAUUCUGAAUUGUAACAUACUACGGCACAUGCAAUUUAUAAUGUGAAAUGUCCUCUGUUUAGCUCCUUCUCAGGCUGAACAUUUCCAAUAACCUUCUUGUUUGGACCUUGAAAAUAACUUGAACCUCCCACCAGACCAGUGAAGAAGGCUCCUUCAUUAAUCCUGACAGACUCUUGGAGUCUCUAGCAGCUCUUUAAAUUACCAUCAGUAUUCAUGCCUCUCAGUUAUCAUCUAACACGCAAACUGAUGAUUUCCAGAGGAGCAGGAGUCACAUUAAUAUAUUAUUAUUGCAAUUAUCUGGUUAGAAAGGUCUGGUCUGCCUGUUCAGAGAGAUCUGAGUCGUCUACUGGCCACUUCAUUAACACACUACAGAAACAUGUGACCCUGUGGCAUCACCACAGAGGACCACACACACAUGCAAAAUUCUGUUUGUGAGAUCCAAUUAAAAGUCCUAUUGACGUUAGAGUCCUGCAUGGCAGUAUGAUAUCAGUACGAUGGCUAAAACAGCAGGAACAAUUACAAAUGUGAUUAUCCUGGACUGUUUUACAUUAUGCUGUGAUUAAAUUAAACACUAUCUGGGACGACUGGUUGUUCAUGGCACCUUUAGUUAAACACGUGGGUUUUUUGUCGUUUGACAUAAUUAUUACAAUGAUUUCUUAAACCCCCAAUACUGUCCUACAAAUGUGUUAAUUAAGGUUAUUGACUAAGCCCCUGUUUAACAGCCACGUACGUAACUAUUGCUAAAUAGGGAAAGAUAAUACAAACAAUCAAAUUCAAUCUGUCUGCCUUCUUUCCUGCAUGCCUGCCUGCCUGCCUGCCUGCCUGUCUGUCUGUCUGCCUGUCAAUAUCUGUUUAUAACACAACCACUGUAAUGUUACUGGAACUGUACUAAUGGCUAUUUAAUUGAGUGAUUACAGAGUGAAUAUGGACCAUUAGAGCACCAUCAUCGUCAGGUGUUGCAGAGUGCUCUGGAGGGACCACCAGAGACAGGUGUUCUUCAGAUUGGAUCUGCAACAGAACAACAUCCACGUAACAAAGUCCACACUCUGCAGUUCUUAGCUCUUUUCACCGACGGCAUGUCUAUUGUCACCGCGAAGGUUUAUAUGGAGGCAGCGGUGGACCUGAGGAUUACAUCUGUCUAAGGAGCGCUGAACCAGGCUGUUUUUCUCUGCCUGCCUCGUCUCAGCCAUGAGUUGUCUGGAUGUAAUGUUUCAUCAGGGCUAUGGAGCUCACUGCCUCCCAACGUCUUCAGCAGCAGCGGCAGCAGCCUAUAAAGCAGCAUACUACCACCACCAUCAUCAGCACCACCAUCAGCAACAGCUGCAACAGAAGAAGCUGAGUGUGUACAGUAGGAUGCAACAGGACAGUGUGGAACAGCAGUGUCCAGGAGCAAGACAGCAACAGCUGUGUGGGGGAGGAAAGGGCAGGCCAGCCGGGGAUCAAGGGGUCCAUAGGGCUCUGGAGAGUUCUGGGCUGGGGGCCUCGGUUAAGGACAGCCAGCCGGCUGAAGCAGAGUACCUGAGCUCCAGGUGUGUCCUGUUCACCUAUUUCCAUGGAAACAUCGGGGAUGUGGUAGAUGAGCAUUUCUCCAGGGCACUUAGCCAACUUAGUGCCUUCACUGGGGAAACCAAGGCCACCAGGAGCACCCCGAUACACAUCUCUGGCUCAGCUGGACUGUGGAAAGGUAGAAAAGACAGUGUAUCUCUCCCAGAGGGCCAGUGUGGUUCAUUGUCCUCUCCGCUGUGGGGUGGAAGUUAUCCAUCCCAGAGCAGCGCCUGUCUCUCCGUCCAUCCAGACUUCUCCCCCAGUUCAGCAGCCUUCCACAUCCCAGAAGGAGCCUUGUGGACCGGCCAUGCUCUGCCCCAGGCCAGUCUGCCUCCCCAAGCCUCUCUGCCAGACCCCUGGGCCUACAGCCUCAGCACUCAGAACUCCGCCAGCUACACGCACGUCCACGACGUCUACCCGCACGCACACCCUCACGCACACGUGCACCACCGUCACCCCCCACCGGUGCUGCACCCCCACCCCACCCAUGGGCCAGGCCUAGACCCCAGGUUCAGCCCUCUGCUACUGCCUGGAGUGAAGACUCAGAGCCCCAUCAGCCCACACCUCCCAACACACAGCACCAGGCUGAGCAGCCAGAGCCCAGGGACACACACUGAUGUGAAGACAGAGGUGGAACAGGCCAGCUCCACUUCCCCCACACUGGCCCCCUUAGCCUGGCCCACAACUCAUCACACCUCCCUGGAUAGCUAUGACUCAGGUAUGGAUCAGGAAAAAGUGAAGUCCGUUUGGUUCUAAGAGAGAGGAUAUGCCCCAUGACCCAUGUGUUUGAGUUUGCCAUGUCACGUGACCUGGAUUUUAACCUUCAUUUUAUAAAUUGUUUUACCAAACUGGCCAAUAUAAUUUUCAUGUCCAAUGGUCCAGCAUUUCUGUCAAAGGCUUAAAAUAAAGGUUUCAAAUCCAGGUCGUGAUUAUUCAAAAGAUAUGAAAUCACUGAGAUGUUAUUAGCCUGCUACAGACAUGUAGUCAGCUCUACCAAAACCUAAGGGAACCACCACACAUUUUCAGUGGAUUCACUGACUCACUAAAAGUCUCUGCUUACUAGAAUAACUCAAACGUCCAGGGUGGUUCACGUUUCUCAGAAAGUCCAGGGUGGUUUAGGUUUCUCUGAACGUCCAGGAUGGUUUAGGUUUCUCAGAACGUCCAGAAUGGUUUAGGUUUCUCUGAACGUCCAGGAUGGUUUAGGUUUCUCAGAAUGUCCAGGAUGGUUUAGGUUCAUCAGAACGUCCAGGGUGGUUAAGACUUCUCAGAAAACCCUUUGGAGAAGCAUACAAAAACUGUCCCAGAUGAACCAGGAAAUACUUCUGAUCACCUUUUAGCCACGUUUAUUUUUAUUUGUAGCAAUGGUAUAUUAGCUUACUAUGGGGCCUAAACAACACAUUGCUGGUUCUGUUUAAAGAACUUUGUUUGUGGAAAUAGCGCUCAGCCAAGCCUCUCAGCUGUUUUACACUAUUAAGCUAUGUGUUUAAUUGACUGUAAUAUAUUUUGUAUAUAGUGCUUUGAUCUGAAGUGAUUGUUGUUUACUUAAGAGUUUGAUUGUUGCUGUUUUCAACCCUGUGUUGUGAUGUUGCCUAGUGUCCUGUAUGUGUGAAUAAAUGCAAUUAUUGAUAUGUAAUAAAUUGCUAAGUUCUA